AUGGUGCUGCUGGCUGGGGAGUUGCUGCCGCUGCCACCGGGCAAGGGGGAUCGUCUGCUUUUAGUUCGCUCCUGCUGCCGGAGGCGGCUUCUUCUACCUGGUCGUGCCGCUGCUGUCCCGCUCUCCGCUUGCUGCUGCUCCUCCUCCGGGAGGAGGCGGAGGUGCACGGAGGAAGAUGGGGGGGUCACCUUCCACCCGCCAGGGCUGCCUCGUGAGCUUGCAGUUCGGUACGUGCUGAUCCACCGCCGUGAGCAGACAGGGGCACCCGCACACAGCUGUUUGGUCCCGGCAGCGGCGGUUUCCCCGAGCGCCGGCGGAGCCCUGGCAGUCCGGGAGCAGCAGCGGCGGCGGCAGCAGCGUUGCGAGCGGCGCCGCCUGCUCCUCACUCACAUCCUCGCCGCUGCUCGCAGUCCGAGCGCGGGGUGCUGCGCGCCGCCGCGUGUGGCUGCGCGCCCCCUCCGCCGCGCCGCGCUCCCCCCGCGCCGCGACGCCCCUCCCCUUCUCCGCGCCGUGCUCCCGGCUCGGCUGCACCCGGGCGGGGCCCCGCGUCACCGCCGAGCGCCCGCGCCCCGCUCCCCUCCCCCCGGCCGCCGGCACCGAGCCCACUUGUUGCGCGGGGCGCGCAUGCCCGGCGCGCUGCCCGCGCCCUCCCCGGCGCGGCCGCAGCUGGAGCGCGGCGGGGCGCGGGCAGCCUGCGCUGCCGGCUAUGUUUGGAAACUUGAACGCCAGAUCGCGCCCUCACCCUCCUCCCCGGCCGCGCUGCCGGCCCCCCGCCGCGGCACCGCGGCCAGGGCGCGCAUGCACAGUCGUCGUCGUGGUGUGAUCCCAGUGACAGAAUGACACAGUUUUUGUAAGCGUGUGACUGCAUCAGAAGCUCUUCCACUUUUGAUUUGUUUAAACCAGCCAUGUUUGCCAAGUGUUUAAGGUUGGGCUGGGAAAGAUAGUGCUGUGCAUUGCUCAAGGGUGUAGGAGAGGCCAGGCAGGAUACACAGUUGCGGAAAUAUGUUUGUCUUUCCGUAAUGAUUAAACUUUGAUUUAAACUUUGGUCAUGGGCACGUACUGUACCAUUACGCAAGCAGCACUUAAGGAUGAAGUGUCAGCACAGCAACAAUAUGGCCAGCAGCAGCAGUGAUCUCUGCAAAGCUGAUUGAUGAACAGAACUGCAAUGUAAAUGCAAAUAAAUGCCACGCUGUGGCACCUUCACAGGGAACGACUUGUCAGUAUCAAUCUAAUCUUGGUAGGGAAAAAUAGAUUGAACGGUGGCAAUGUAACGAGCUUCCCAUCUAUGGCAGCACUGUCCUUGUGAGGGUAACAGCAAGCUUUCCUGCUCACCUUCUGCCUUUUCCCUUUGCCAUGCCAGUGAUGGGACAGGAGCAAUCCAGAUCGGUCUUGCUGGAUUUAUAUAAAAUGCGUCUGGUCUUUAUUUAUCUCUGAAAUAAUCCAGGGAUUAAUGUUACUUUUGGAGGAGGCAAAGAGGAAGCCCACUGAAUCCAUUCAGGUGUCUAAUCUGGCUAACUGAAAGAAAGAAGCGAGCAAACAAAAAAUAGCACAAGAACCCCCCAAACUGUAGAUUGUUUAGUGAGAUGAAGGGGAGUGCAAGGAGGAAUGGAGCUGCGACUAUGAACAAUUGCUAGCCAGCUACUGCUUUUUGUGCAGGAACACAAGUCAGCACUGUGAGUGCAGCAUUAGGGAUUCUGCAGAGAUUGCCCAAAGUUUAUGACCUGCCAGUAGUCCCAAGGAACAAGGACUAUAAUUUUCACAAUCAGAAGUGAAAUCUACUAAUUCCAUCCUUUCAGUCCUAUGAUAAAUACUGCCAUCCGAUAAUCCCUUUCCCUUUAUUCCUAUUACCAUCUUUAUUUCAAAGUACACAUAUGCACAUAUGGGUCUAUGUAACAACAAAACGACAGGUGAAGUGUCAAUUUAAAUGAAGGAAUCAAAAUGAUCAUACAAAAUACAGCAUGCAGGAGAUGGCCACUACCUUUCCUAGUGCCACCAGCAGGUAUGGAAAGCAGGGGGUGCAACAGACCAUGAAGGACAAAGCGACAAAAUGCAGGUGGCCUGGCUGCACCCCAGGCACUGCUCUGUGCCACUCCCAGACACGAGCUCCCAAAACACGGGGGUUACUGUGGAUCUGGAUGAGAGAGUACUACGGAUUAUCGAUCAGCAGUGCAGUGUUAAUUAUGCAGAAUACAGGACAGCCCCAAAGUUUGCAAGUGAUAAUAAAUAGGAACCCAUGAUCUCAGCAGCUUGGAAAUGAAAAGUCUGUCUGGCUGUAAAUGCUUACAGCCUGGGAAUAUGUUUAACUCUUUCCUGCUCACUUUACAAAGUUUUGGCACUGAUCACUGCAGCCGUCACAGCAGCUGGCUCUUCUGCAGGCACUCACCUACAGAAAUGGCUCGCUCUUUACUGAUCAAAACAGCAGCUACAGCUGGAAAAAAUACAAGAACGAGAAGGGUAGCGCACUCCAGAAAGUGUAAUUUACAUGGAUUUACCUCAGAAUAGCAAAUAAAAUCCGUCACAAUCAAAUGACUGGCUUCAAAACAAUGCAGAGAUUAGCAGUGAACAGAGCACUUGCUGGUAAAGAGAGUGUGUUCAGCAAAUCAAAACACAAACACUUCAGGAAGAAGUUGCACAAUUUUGUCAAAUUAAAAGUUAAACAACAUUGUCUUCUACUAGAAGCUGCCAGAAAGUGUCAAAACACUCAGUUACAAAGCAUAGGAGUAGUUACAUGUUUCUGUUUAUCUUUUCAGUUCUCAUCGCAUUAUAAUUCUGGUUUUUUCCUACCAUUUUUCAGGUAGUGAGCCUUGUUGACACACAGAGCUUACUGCGUUCCCAACCUAGGAACUCUUCUUAAGACACGUUUCUUAAGGGCCGUUGCCUCUGGUUUCCUCUGCUUUUCCCGGUGCAUUUCCCGGUCGGUGGCGGAGCGCGGGGCCGAGGGCGCAGCGGGGCGGGCGCUGCCCCACGUGUGCAGCCGCGGCUGCUCUCCAAGGCCCCACCAGGCUCUCGCUUCUGCCCCGGGAAGCACUGAGGGGUCCCUCUUUGAGACCCACCCCACGCCCAGUUUUCGACAGCUGUCUUUAAGCUUUGAAAACCUGCAUGGGAGCCUAGAUUUCCACACAUUAACCUUUGCUAAAUCUUACAGUGCAAAAUAAGACGCUUAUAAUUACUUCUGCUCACUCUGCAAGGGACUAGCGACUGGGCAGUGUGUCUGUUUUAGGCUGGGAUAUGCAGAGUUGGGGCCUCUGCUGUUGUUAUUUUUACAUUUUCCUGGACUGUUUUCAUCUUACAUCCUGUGGACGUAGUAAACAAUCAACAACAAUGAAUCAACUGAAUCGGUACAUUUUUUAAGGCUAUUCCCACUGAGAGCCACUUGCACUUUCGUGACAGUUAAGAAUCUGCCAAAUAUUAGCUUAGUUACCAGCAAGACAUGCUCCUCCCUCCCUUCACCCCAUACACAGAUUGUUUAUCAAAAUGUGCUGCCAAGAAAAAUAUCCCCGCUUUUGGCCUCCACCAGUGAUUAAUAACACUUGAGAACUGAACAAAACUUUACUGUGUUUUCCAAAAAAUAAGGGAGGUGGGAAAGGGAGGAAGAAAAAGAAAAAGAAAAGAAAAGAAAAGAAAAGAAAAGAAAAGAAAAGAAAAGAAAAGAAAAGAAAAGAAAAGAAAAGAAAAGAAAAGAAAAGAAAAGAAAAGAAAAGAAAAGAAAAGAAAAGAAAAGAAAAGAAAAGAAAAGAAAAGAAAAGAAAAGAAAAGAAAAGAAAAGAAAAGAUACCCUGACACUAUCUUAAGUUAUUUCACUUGGCAUAACCUCCUUUUCCUCUUUAACUAGGCCAUCUGAAAAGACCAAACCCACUUUUUCUCCAAGACCAUGUUACAAAUGCUGAUUAAUAUUGUUAUUGAAAGAAGGAUGAUAUGGACAGAGGAAAAUGGUGAGAAUAGAAGUAGGGGUGGGGGCAGUUUCUUUUAUUAGCACAUAUCAAGAUUAGCUAGGGGGAGAAACCAAGAGGAAAAAAAGAUCGUUUACUUUUUUUACAAAGACUGUUGGUAAAAUUCCUAAGGGAGACUAAGUGCCAAAAUUAACUGUCUUGGUGUGUUACUUUUAGACACUACCGCCUGGGUGAAUUAAGUCAAAUCUUCAAGCAGCAGCCAAAGAUAGCUGCAAGCUGAAAAAGAGGCUCUACAUUUCCUUGGUUUUUUGGUGAAACUCACAAAUUUGUGAAGAUUGUCUUUGCUCCAGGGUUUUUUCAUCUCUUCUUAACACCCCCCCCCCCUCUCUUUUGCCUUCUGGGCUAUUUUUACUAUUUUAUAUUUGGCAUUAUAAAUGUGUUUUGUAAUGGGAAGGCAAGGUAAGAAACCAGCAAUUGUUUAGAAAAAGAGGAAAGUAAAAAUAUGAGAAUACAUCCUCGCAUACCAUAUCUAUUUAUGUGUAUACAUACAUGUGAGAGUAUCCAUAUCUAUGUAAGUAAUAUCAGGAAUUUUUCAUUACUCUGUUCUCCAAAAGGCAUUAUUUAGUAAAAGAUAAUAAACAGCUCUUGAACAGUAGGGUAUAGACUAGUGGGAUAUGGAGUCGUGAAAACAGCUUACUGAAAUUAAUGAUGCUGGAUUGAACCAAACCUUCCUCCCUUUGGAAUUAGUGCCAGACAUAGUUUUCCUGAACCCUGUCCAACUGCCUGAGCGACAGACAAUUUUCAUUUUAUUUGUGCUAAAGGCUUAUGACUAGUGCUGGAAAAUGAAGCCCUUACCCUUGAUCUUAGUGCAGAUUAAAAAAAAAAAAAAAAAAAGAAAAAAAAAAAAAGAAAAA
Molecule: messenger RNA, 4804 nt
Organism: Prinia subflava (tawny-flanked prinia)
Lineage: Eukaryota; Metazoa; Chordata; Aves; Passeriformes; Cisticolidae
Exons: 5
Coding region: 1-840 (279 amino acids)
Source: RefSeq, a predicted model, not a curated record